Molecule: messenger RNA, 6057 nt
Organism: Etheostoma cragini (Arkansas darter)
Lineage: Eukaryota; Metazoa; Chordata; Actinopteri; Perciformes; Percidae
Product: apoptotic chromatin condensation inducer in the nucleus-like
Exons: 12
Coding region: 131-5485 (1784 amino acids)
Source: RefSeq, a predicted model, not a curated record
CGCUUGAGCCGAGCAUGCGCAGAGCAUCGCAGCUAACCACAUCAGAAACCAAUCCAUAAACGCGUUUACGGAGUUUAAAUGAAACAACAGUGAGAGUUUCCAAGGAAAGAACAGCUUCCUGUGUACAGGGAUGAAGUUCCCUGUGGAUCUCCUGGCUGAUGUUAGCCAAACAGAGCUGGAGCGGCUGGCCCACAACUACAUGAACAACCUUCUUUACAGCAACCCGGAUGCACCUGAACACCUCAGCCUCCCUGACUCGACCCAGGUCACCAUCAACAUAUGCAAUGUGGGCUUCGUCCCUCUGUAUGGAUCCAGUGAUAAGCAGAAGGUCCUGGCCCUUUUCUCUCCCACUGAGCCGCUAACUGCUGUGGCCCUGUACCUGCUGGACCAGUGGUGGCCCGUGGACGACAUUCUCAAGACCGCGGACCGAGCUCGGGAUGGAGCGGUGGAGGUGGAGACGGUAGGAGAGAGAAUAGUUCUGUACAUCCUUAACCGUGUGGUCUAUAGAGCCAGAGAGAUGAGCUCUGAAGAGCUCCCCUUCCUCUGCCACAGAGAAAAAGAUCACGCCAAAAUCUUCUGGAGUAACGGAGAGGCUGUGGGCUUCUACUCUGUCAAACCCUCAGGUAGCUUUUCUAAUUCGUUUGCCACCAGAAGCUAUCAGCUCCCUGUGAUGGACUCCAUCUUUGUGAGGAGAUGUCAGCGUGGGAAAGGCUUCGGCCUGCAGAUGCUGGAGGACUUUGUGCUCAGUUUCAAAGAGGAUUGUCUGGGGUUAAGGUACCCCCUCAGCAAAGCCAUGUAUAAAGUGUGUGAGCAGUACCUGAGGCAGUACCCAGGAGACACAGACCUGCUGUGGGAGGUGGAAAGCAUCGGGGGGCCCAACCAGAGGACCAAUAUGGCCAGAAAGAUACAGGCCAUGGAUCACAGCGCAGUGUCCAGGAGUCUGUCCUUCACAGAGGAAUCACCUGUGAUUACUGAGAUGACUGAGAAGGAUGUGGGGAUGGAGGCCAUCACCACUCAAAUUAAAAAAGCUGAAUCCAUGGAAUGCACAGUUGAAAUCGUGGAGGAAGUGACAGUCCUAAGCGCUACCAAAUCAGGUUUAGAGGCUGAAGUUCCACUCACAGCCCGGGGCCGGAGCAGUGGCUCAAAACGAAGGAAGACCGCAGAGGAAAAGGUUAUCAGAGUCGAGGACAUUGAAGCAGAAACCCCGAGAGAGGAGAAGGAGAUUGUCUCUGAGUCAGUGCAGACGGAGGCUGUCAGUGUGGCUCCUGAAGAACAGGGACAGGAUGUAGUUGACACUGCGGCCAACAUGUCGGAACAACCAGACGCUGUCCUGAAGCCACAAGACACUGAAACAGCUGAUGUGACAUCAGCAGCUACAACUGAGGAGGCACCAGUGGGGGACUCACAGAUCACAGUUGAGAAUGUGGCAUCAGAAAUAGAGGACGAGUGUCCGGGGGAAGACACUGCAGCGCCGGCAGUCUCAGAAGAAAUGUUGGAGUUACACACGGAAGCAGAAACUCUGGAUAAAGUGGGGGAGGAAACUCCGAUUACGGAUGAAAAAUGGGAAAAAGGAGUUCCACAACACGAGGUAAGUCCGUCAGAGGAGAGCAAAGCAGGAAGAACAACUGGACAAAGUAAAACCCCCAGACGGAGAAAUACACAUGUACAGGAGGGGGUGAAGGAGGAUACUGCCGCCCAGGAAGGAGGGAUAAGUUUGAGAAGAAGAACUGUCAUGAACACGCCCCGACCCAAACGCAAAUACACCAAACCCCGCCAGAAAGUCUGUGACGACUCGGAGAAAGAGGUGGAGAAAGUGGCAGAGGAGAAUUAUGUUUCGCCUGAAGGAGUGGAGGAGUUAGCUAAAACUGGAGAACAAGCACAUGAACAGGUUGAGGAACAAGAGGAGGUGGCUGACAGGCCAGAAGAAGAGAUAGCCACCGAGGAACUAAGGGCUGUGGAGGAAGAGACGAUACCGAAGGCCGAGGAAGCAGCAGGAGACGUUAUAGCUUCGACUGGGGGGAACGAGGAGGAGAGCAAGGAUGAGACAGAGCAUGUGUCGGUGAUGGAAGCAGCAGAUGAAGGAGAGGCCGUCAGUGUCUCUGCUAAUGCAGAUGACAACACUGUUGCUGUGGAAACAGCUGUCAGAGACACUGCUGCUGCUGUUGUAGAAACAGCUGUCCGGCAGGCUGAAGAGUCCCAGGAAAAUGACCCUGGCUCUUUAACCUCCAAGCUCCAGAAAGCCACUGUCAUCCUAUUGGACAUCAAAACCACCUGCCAUCAUCUCAGUGUGAAGGAGGCAGACGAAACAGCUGCUGACGGACAGAGUGCUGAUGCAGAAAAGCAACAGGAAGGAGAGGACGGUGGGAAGCAGGAAGACAUUACAGCCACGUGUGUAGAGGCCCAGACUGCCGAGAAGGAACAGCAAGACAAUUCUGAAAAAGAAGAAUCUGUGGAGGAGGAAAAAAGUGAAGCAGAGGAAGCACUGAUCCCUGAAACAAAAGACGACACAAGCGAGGGUGUUAGUGAAGAAGCAGCGAGAGGCACUGAUGAGGUGGAGGAGAAGCAGGCUGCAGAUGGAGAGCCAGAGGACGCUGACGCGAGUCCCCCAGCGGCCGAGGUGGCCGAGGCGGACAAGACGAUGAGCUUGGAGGAGGAGGAAGCUCCGGUUGUUGAGACUAGAGCUCUGAGAAGUAGAACAAAAACUAGCACAGCUCCGAAAAGCAGGUCCAGACGAAGCAAGAAGCAGCCAGAAGAAGAGGAGGAGGGGCAGAGAGAGUUCCAGAAACAGGAAGAGGGACCAAAGGAAUCAGCUGAGGAAGCAGAGGAAGAAACAGGGCUGAGGUCAGUCGAGGACCCCCCGACAGAAGCUGUCACAGCAGAAGCCGUAGAGGCGUCGGUGACUGAAGAGGAAGCUGCAGAGGAUUCAGCACAUGGAAGAGACACUGACACUUCAUUACCCAAACCCAACGCAGACUCUACUGUACUUCCCCCCAGUGGAGAAGAGGAGCUACGGGCAGCCCGGUUCUCUGUGAGCCAUAUGGACGUCCAGGAGGAUGUGGAAGCUCUUCCUGCUGAGCCGGAGGAGAAGCAAAAAGAGGAAGCAGCUAUUGCAGAGGAGGAUGUUCCUAAGGGGACAGAAAACACUGAGCUGGAGAAGGUGACUGUGGAAGAGGAGGAUAAAGUGGAAACAAUCCCAACAGCAGACCCAGGGGAGGGCAGAGUUGUUGAAGAGGAGGCUGAAGGUGUUAACGAUGAAGAGCAGGAAGAUCAAGUCCCAGAAACCAGAGUCCGUAGGAGCAGGAAGCACGCAGGGCCAGCCACGCCCACAAGCAGACUAACAAGAAGCAGACAGGAGAAUGCUGAGGUCGCGGCUUCAGAAAGUCAGAAAUCGACAGUUCAAGUCCGGGUUCUGAGGGGGCGGGGGAAACUUAUCCCUGUCACCCAAAGACCAACAACAAAAAGAACCCACCCAGAGGAAGAGGGAGAGGAGGGAGGAGAUGAAUCUGCAGCGGGUGAGGCGAGAGAGACAGAGGAAGUAGGGGACCAGCAGCAGGCAAAAAGACUUGAUGAAAGGGAUGCUACUGAACGAGUAGAAACUAUGGACAAAGAGGAGACUGGGACAGAGGAAGCUGUCUUACAACUAGAGGCCUCAGAGCAGGGACAGGCCCACAGGGCUGGGACAGCAGCAGAUGUGGACAAAGAUGUUGGACAGCCUGCUGACGAGGGGAAGAGCUCGGAUGUUCUACAGGAUGUAGUCCCAAGACAAGAGACAGUAGAGGGAGAACAGUCGACCUCUGCAGUGAUGGGAAGUCCCCAAGAGACACCGGAGACAGCAGAGGACGGCGAGGAAAAAGAUGUGUGUGUGGAGGAGGAAGCAACUAGAGGCAGAACCAAGAACAGACGAGAGGAAGAGGCAGCUGGAGAGACAAGCUCAGAAGUCGGAACUAGAGUUCUGAGGAAGGGUCGGAGGUCUGCCGCUGCCACACCUCAUCGUAAACCCAAAAGAGUCCGCACACAGCCUCGGACAGAGGAAGAGGAAGAGGAAGAAGCCGCUCCUGCUGAAGAGACGCAAGCAGAGGAAACCAAAGCUGAUAAGAAGGAAGACAACAGUGAUGAGAAGACUGAAGAAGACGGGGAUGAAGCUGCAGCAGAGCAGGAAGAAGCUACACAGCCAGAGGUCGAGAUGGAAAAAGAAGAAGCUGUGGCAGAGGAAGAGGACCGGUCCGCUGUUUCUGAGACAUGUGAAGACGGACAGGGAGAGACUUCAGCUGGAGAACGAGCUGUAGAGACACCAAAUACAGACGAGGGAAAGGUCACUGACCGAGAAGAAGCAGCAAGUGUUGAAACAGCAGUCCUGAGAAGCGGUAAAAAUACAGGGAGAUCCACAACUAGAAGCAAAACCACAAAACGCCAAGAGGAAGAGGCAGCUGGAGAGAAAAGCACGGAAGACGAUGAACCCGUGGUAGAAUCAAGAGUUCUGAGAGGGGGGAAGAGGUCUGCCGCUGCCACACCUCGGCGUAAAUCCAAAAGAGUCCGCACACAGCCUCAAACAAAGGAAGACGACGAGGAAGAGGAAGAAGCUUCUCCUGCUGAAGAGACACCAGCAGGGGAAGCCAAAGUUGAUGAGAAGGAAGACAACAGUGAUGAGAAGACUGAAGAAAAGGAUGGGGAUGGGGAUGAAGCUGCAGCGCAGAAAGAAGAAGAGGCAGGGCAGGAACCACCAGAGGAAAAAGGGGAGCCUGCAGAGGAAGAAGAAAAGAAGAUGGAAAUAGACAAAGAAGUGCUUGAGGAAGAGUCUGCUGUAGGAGAUGCAGGGCAGAUGAAGGAAGUAGUGCCUGAGGAGGAGGACAACCGUGUGGAAGAAACUGCAUCAGCUGAGGUAGAAGAGACAAAGUCAGCCGAGGAAGAGGAAGAAGAAGAAGAAACACCGGCUGUAAUAAGCAGAGCUCUGCGGAGAAGAACACGGAGGUCCAGGAGAGGAAGAGUACAGACACAGCAGCAGGAAGAGGAAGAAGAAGAAGAAGGCCACCUUUCGACUGGUGGCUCACCUCGAAGAUCAGUGCGGAAAAAACCCAGAGUGGAUUACCGAGAAAACAAUGAGGAGGGAGAACGAGGUGAGACGGAGGUCACAGCUGACCAGCAGGAGGAGGACACAGAGGACGGGAAAGCUUUAAGCAAUGAAGAGCAGUCGGCCGAGAAGAUGGACACUCUGAGUUUAGUGUUAGACACAGAUGAGGAGGAAGAGGCAGCAGGGAUGAGUGCAGAGGAUGAAAAAGACGUGGAGCCUGUAGUGAUUGGAGAGAGAGUUUUAAGAGGGAGGUCAGUUCCUUCGGUGGUCAUCACCCCCCAGGCUAAAUCCACACGCAGCAGUGCUAGAGUUCAGAAAGCUGAGGAGGAAGAAGAGAAGAGCCUGCGCUCCGCUCAGAAGAGAAGAAGAGCUGAAGGCACGCCAGCUCGCAGAUCUCAGCGGCGCAGCAGAGUGUAGGAUGCUCUGAAGCCACACUACAUACAUGUAGCAGUGUGCAGUCACAGAACGGCGAAAUGCAAAAGAAGUCAAUGGUUAACCCUCCCGUUGUCCUCGGGUUAAAUUUGACCCCUUUUAAAAAUGUCAAUAUCAGAAAUAUGGCAUUCUUUUUAACCACAUUACCACAAAAAAGGAUAGAUUCCAUGCAACGCUCUGCAAAUACAAUUGAUCACUUUCAUUGAAUUUUGGGUGAAAAUUGAAAUGGUUUCAAAUCAGUAUCCUGACCAAAGUCAUCCACUCAACAUACGCUCCUCUGAUCUGAUCUACUAGUCAAAAUAAUUCAUAAUUUCUGCUUUACGAUCUCAAAUAUUAGGUAUAACUCAAUGCAAAUGAGGGUUAUUGACCAAGGAUUCCAAAAAGUAGCGUAAAACUAGUGGUAGUGAAAAAUAAUGCAUUGAAAAUGUAAAAUGUCAAACUAAAUCCUUUUGACCCGGGAUGACAACACAAGGGUUAAUGCGAGCUUCAGUAGUGUGCAGGCAGGCUCACAGCAUACACACUCACACACACCUGUGUGUUCUCAUGUGGAUGUAAAG